AUGGAGAAGCUCAUUCUGAUUCUGGCGAUCACUGGUGUCUGCUUGGCUGGUGAAAUAGGACUGGGAGACCACGGACUGAGCUUAGAUGGAGGUCAUGGACUGAGCUUUGGUGGAGGUCAUGGAUUGAGCUUAGGAGGAGGUCAUGGAUUGACAUUGGGGGAGAUUGCUGUGGGUCACGAUGACCACGAUAUCGACCUGCAGGGAAUUGGUGGAGGAGGGUACGAUUCUGAGAUCGAGUUAGGAAGUCAUGGAGGUGGGGGAGGACACAUAAACUACAUACCCAUUGUGAAAUCUAUUGGAGUACCGGUAGCAAAGCACGUUCCAUUUGCCGUUCCGAGUCUACAAAUCCAACAAGUUCCGCAAAGCUAUGCAGUACCAGUGAUCGUGCCUAGACCCGCCCCUUAUCAGGUGGAAAAACCGGUGUUCACGAAGGUGGAGAAGAAGGUGCCCACUCCGGUCGAGAAGAUCGUGCCCGUGAAAAUCGAGAAGCGAGUACCGUUCCAUGUGGUGAAACACAUUCCUGUUCCGGUGGUGAAGCCUAUCCCAAUUAAGAUUCCGAUUUACAAAACGAUCGUUCACAGUUACAAGAAGCACUGA
Molecule: messenger RNA, 597 nt
Organism: Dufourea novaeangliae
Lineage: Eukaryota; Metazoa; Arthropoda; Insecta; Hymenoptera; Halictidae
Exons: 5
Coding region: 1-597 (198 amino acids)
Source: RefSeq, a predicted model, not a curated record